GUGUUUUCUGCUAGCUUGCACCACCACCACAGAAAGCACUGAGCUAGGCUGAAACACCUGCAUGUUGGAGCUGCCUUACUCAAGAAAACAAAAAAGAAACCAUGUUUGUAUGCAGCUUAUUAACUCAAUUAUGUAUUUUUUUUACACUGUUUGCAAACUGAUAUGUGAAUACGUAUUAAUUUCAAAAUAACAUGCAAAACAGGCAAGCAUUUGCUAAAAAUGUGGGGCUCAAUCCCUGAAUAAUGGGUCGCCACUGGUGGUGUCCCAUCCUUUCAGGUUGUUGGUUUGAGGUAGGACUAAUAGAUUGAAAUAGUGGAGUAGGAUGGGGUUAUUUUUUUAUUUUAUUUUUAAAACAAGUUGUGAGUGUCGUGUUAGAUGGUAGGGUAUUUGUUUAUUUAUUUUUUCAAGCGAAGUAUAAGGGAGUUGUACUCCAGUCUAGUAGGUGGCGGUAAUGCAACAUUUAUUGGAUGCCAACCGCCGUUAAACCUCAUCAAAGAAGAAGUAAACCGACCCUUGUUGUGAACGCGCAGUUCUCUGUCACCCAGUCAGCUGACAUUCAGUGCCAGUUUGUUGCUUGUCAUUAGGCCCAUGUUUUUACGUCGUGUAUGAGCAACUGAAAAUCUAUUUAGUCAAAUCAAGUAGCUGAUUAUUAUUAGUCAGUUGUUUUCUAGCUACCUUUUAUUAGUAAGGAAAAAACAACUGAAGACCCAGCCAUGGCGCUCAGCGAUGCCGACGUACAGAAACAGAUCAAGCAUAUGAUGGCCUUCAUUGAACAGGAAGCCAAUGAGAAAGCAGAAGAAAUUGAUGCAAAGGCAGAAGAGGAGUUCAACAUUGAGAAGGGCCGUCUGGUGCAGACACAAAGGCUCAAGAUCAUGGAGUACUAUGAGAAAAAAGAAAAGCAGAUCGACCAGCAGAAGAAAAUUCAGAUGUCCAACCUGAUGAACCUGGCUCGACUGAAGGUGCUGAAAGCUCGUGAUGACAUGAUUUCGGAUCUGCUAACUGAGGCUCGUCAGAGGCUGGCUAACAUUGCCAAGGACCCGGCGAGGUACCCUGCCUUGUUGGAGGGGCUAGUUCUGCAGGGAUUCUACCAACUGCUGGAGCCCAAAGUGAUAAUUCGCUGCCGGCAGCAGGACAUUGCCAUGGUGCAGGCUGCUGUUCAGAAAAAUAUCCCCAUCUAUAAAGCUGCUGUGAAGAGCAAAAUUGAAGUCGGCAUUGACCAAGACCGGCACCUUUCACCAGACAUCUCUGGAGGUAUUGAGAUGUACAACGCUAAUGGGAAGAUCAAGGUAGCCAACACCCUGGAGAGCAGGCUAGACCUCAUGGCCCAGCAGAUGAUGCCUGAGGUCAGAACGGCUCUGUUCGGUGCCAACCCGAACCGUAAGUUUUUGGACUAAAAGAUGGUGAUGCUGUUGGAGACAAAGGUUAAGGGAUCAUUGGAAGUGUUACUGCGAACAAGUCUCUCAUUUGGGCUGGAUAUGUUGAAAGUUGAGCAGAGCCUAAGAACACCCUUUCUCUGAUCUUCCCAACUUUAAGCACUUAUCUAUAUGAUCUUCCAAAGUAAGAAACUGUUUUAUGAGACACGAUGUGAGGGAGAAUGUGUGUUGUCUGGUGUUAAGGGUAGGUGGCUUUCACAAGUGUUUUAUACUACCUCCUCAGUUUACCACUGCUCCCCUCCCAUCACUAAGGGUUGUCUGAUUGGCCCCUUACUUUCCCUUGAGGAAUAAUCAAGUUAUUUUUGUUUACUGUAAGGUGUCCAAACACCUAACAGGGUGGCUGCCGCUGUAUUCCUUUUGAUGUUUGUGUGUAUUUUGUGUGUUGAGUGUGAACAUAUUGGAAUGGAGAAUGAAUGUCUUUUGUUGUUACUUACCCAUGUGAUUAACAAUACAUAUACAACAAAGAAACAUGAAUAUUCACUGUUUGUACACAGAUUGUUCAUUCAAUUCAGAUGUUCUCCAAUGAAGAAUAAAAUGGUUAUUCCAACCCCAUCAUAAAAUGGAUAAAACAAAAUGCUUUCAUUGCCACCUAGUGGACUUAAUCCAAAGUGCGUUGGCAAGAACCUGGUACUUUUUUAAAUGGAUCUUAUCAUAGGCUAUACUAAGUUGUACAUCAAACUAACAUCUUCUGAAUUCCAAAAUGUGUAAGAUAAAUGCAAGAUGUUUAGGAUGAGACUCCAUCAGCAGAAAUAAGGCUUUAUUUGCAUAAUUUUUAUUGUUUGCAUGACAUGUAAUUCAAAGAUGCAUUAAAAAAGGUUAAGCUAACAGUUACA
Molecule: messenger RNA, 2266 nt
Organism: Oncorhynchus kisutch (coho salmon)
Lineage: Eukaryota; Metazoa; Chordata; Actinopteri; Salmoniformes; Salmonidae
Product: V-type proton ATPase subunit E 1
Exons: 9
Coding region: 714-1394 (226 amino acids)
Biological process (GO): proton transmembrane transport
Cellular component (GO): proton-transporting two-sector ATPase complex, catalytic domain
Molecular function (GO): proton-transporting ATPase activity, rotational mechanism
Source: RefSeq, a predicted model, not a curated record